CUUAGGCUCACAGCAGCAAAAAUCUACAUGGUGUCAGCCUCUGCUUUGUUCUUCUUCUAGACUCAGCUCAAUCUACCAGACACAAAACAAAACCCUAAAUUGCGGCUGUAUCUUAGUCUUCUUUACUGCUCUAAUUUCUCAGUGAAAUGCUUGCCAACUAUAUGUGAGCGAUCACUUAGGGUCUACUUAUUUCCUCUCUCCCGAAGUUCCUUAAGCAGAGAUCGAGAGGUUUGAUGGUCAUGGCGAGGUCGAAUCAUCAUAACAGACUCCUUCGAGAACGGGGGAAGCGGUGGGUGGGAUGUUUCAAAGCGUUGUCUUGUUUCGGUUCAAAGAAAGGAGAGAGACGAAUUGUGCCAGCAGCUUCACGAAUCCCUGAAGGGAAUAAUGUUGCAAAUGCUCAAUCAAAUCAACCUCAAACAACGGGAGUUACAGCAAUGCUUGCUCCACCUUCCUCUCCAGCUUCUUUCUCACAUUCUCCUGCUCCUUCCAUAGCUCAGUCCCCGAACUGCCUCCUUUCCUCAUCUGCUAACUCUCCUGGUGGUCCUUCCUCCGCGAUGUUCGCAACAGGGCCUUAUGCUCAUGAGACACAGUUGGUUUCCCCACCUGUUUUCUCUACUUUUACCACGGAGCCUUCUACUGCGCCUUUGACACCUCCUCCUGAGUUAGCCCAUCUCACCACUCCUUCUUCACCUGAUGUACCGUACGCGCGGUUCCUGACAGGAGAUGGUGGUCGAUCCUCGUCUUUUCCCGAACGUGAGUUCUCACCGCAUUGGGAUCCUUUGGCUUCUCCACGAACAGUCAAAUGUUCAAGGAGCGACUCUAGUUAUGCACAAACACCUGAGACAAACACUACUCCAAGUCCAAAGGCCUCUCAAGGCUCAAAUUUUUUCUGCCCUGCAACGUUUGCUCGUUACUAUCUCGACCAUGAUGCUCCGUUUUCUCAUGCUGGUGGAAGACUAAGCGUUUCCAAGGAUACAGAUAUUUACCCAACUAACGGAAAUGGUCAGCGCUUUUCCAAGCAAGAUAUGGAAGAACUUGAAGCGUACAGAGCUUCCUUUGGUUUCAGCUCUGAUGAUGUCAUCUCGACAAGCCAAUAUGUGGAGAUAACCCAUGUUCAGGAUGACUCAUUGAGACCUCGUAGUACCUUGGAUGCGUCAAAAGAUGAAGGAAUUAACUUGUAUGGCGCAGGGGAAGCUAGCUUGAACCUGCCAAAAAGUGGCAACUUACAAGAUAUGCACAAUGAUCAUAUGCGGAGAUCAAGCACGCCGGGUAAUGGGGGUCAAGCAAAGACAAGCAGAAAGUACAAGACGGGUCUGUGCAGUUCGGAUGCAGAAAUUGAUUACAGAAGAAGUGGACGAAGCUUGGGGGAAGGAAAAGGAGAUUUUGCUUGGCAUGACUAAGAAACCCUUCUUGCUGGUCUGUAGAGUUUAGUUUUGCUUUCGUGUUUUUUGGUUAUGUUCUGUACGUCUGUGUUUGUUUUAAUUAAAUUUUUGUAUAUUAUACAUAAAGUAAACGUGUAAUGCCUACAAGUUAUUUUUUGUAUUACUGAAGACUGUUUUGUUUUUGGGUAUGUUAUCUGACUAAUU
This is a messenger RNA of Eruca vesicaria subsp. sativa (arugula), 1586 nucleotides long. The record is from the annotation of a GenBank genome assembly. NCBI's taxonomy places the organism in Eukaryota, Viridiplantae, Streptophyta, Magnoliopsida, Brassicales, Brassicaceae.